UUCCUCCCUCCACUCAAAUCUCUCUCUACAGGCACACUCUCUAGCAGACACAGUACUCUUUCUCCUUCUCUCUCUACUUUUCUCGCAGAUCUGAACUCCUUCUCUCAGAUCCACUUCCGGAAACCCUAAAUCCAAGCAAUGGAGGAGGCUCUGGAACUGGCACGCGCCAAGGACACAAAGGAGCGAAUGGCCGGAGUUGAGCGCCUCCACCACCUUCUAGAAUCUUCCAGAAAGGCUCUCUCCUCCGCCGAAGUCACCUCCCUCGUCGAUUGCUGCUUGGAUCUCCUCAAGGACAACAACUUUAGGGUUUCUCAGGGCUCCCUCCAGGCUCUCGCGUCCGCCGCCGUCCUCUCCGGCGACCACUUUAAGUUGCAUUUCAAUGCCCUUGUUCCUGCUGUCGUUGAGCGCCUCGGCGACGGUAAGCAGCCAGUCCGCGAUGCAGCGCGCCGGCUCUUGCUCACUCUCAUGGAGGUUUCAUCUCCAACAAUCAUUGUUGAAAGAGCAGGAUCUUAUGCCUGGUCACACAAAAGCUGGAGAGUUCGAGAAGAGUUUGCUCGGACUGUCACAUCAGCAAUUAGCCUUUUUGCAUCUACGGAGCUUCCUCUUCAGCGGGUUAUUCUUCCUCCUAUUUUGCAGAUGUUGAAUGACUCAAAUCAUGGUGUUAGAGAAGCAGCUAUAUUAUGCAUUGAGGAGAUGUACACACAGGCUGGACCUCAGUUCCGUGAUGAGCUUCAGCGUCAUCAUCUACCUACAUCUAUGUUGAGAGAUAUUAAUAUCAGACUAGAGAGGAUUGAACCAAAAAUUCGCUCUUCUGAUGGACUUGUGGGAAAUUAUGGUGCUGUUGAGGUGAAACCUGUCGGCCUUAACCCCAAAAAAAGCAGUCCAAAGGCCAAGAAUUCAACACGCGAGAUGUCUCUUUUUGGAGCAGAAAAUGAUAUCACGGAAAAGCCUAUAGACCCAAUUAAAGUAUACUCUGAAAAGGAGCUAGUAAGGGAAAUUGAGAAGAUUGCAUCUACCCUUGUACCGGAAAAAGAUUGGUCCAUCCGCAUUGCUGCUAUGCAGAGAGUUGAAGGCCUUGUUUCUGGAGGUGCUGCUGACUACCCUGGCUUCCGUGGACUCCUAAAGCAACUUGUUGGUCCUUUGAGCAUACAAUUAUCUGAUCGUAGGUCCAGCAUUGUGAAGCAGACUUGUCAUCUGUUGAUUUUUUUGUCAAAAGAGCUCUUGGGAGAUUUUGAGUCGUGUGCUGAGAUGUUCAUUCCAGUCCUUUUCAAGCUUGUUGUGAUUACCGUACUUGUAAUUGCAGAGUCUGCUGAUAACUGCAUAAAAACGAUGUUGCGGAACUGUAAAGUUGCCCGUGUACUUCCUAAAAUAGCUGAUUGUGCUAAGAAUGACCGUAAUGCAGUGCUACGUGCAAGGUGUUGUGAAUAUUCACUCUUGAUACUAGAAUAUUGGGCUGAUGCACCAGAAAUACAACGCUCAGCAGACCUAUAUGAAGAUCUUAUCAAGUGUUGUGUUGCAGAUGCAAUGAGUGAGGUAAGACUAACUGCCAGGAUGUGCUACAGAAUGUUUGCAAAAACUUGGCCAGAGCGUUCCCGGCGCUUAUUUGUGUGCUUUGAUCCUGUUAUUCAAAGGAUAAUAAAUGAAGAAGAUGGGGGUAUGCAUAGACGGCAUGCUUCUCCUUCACUACGUGAGAAAAGUUCACAAAUAUCAUUUACUCCUCAGACAUCUGCUCCUCAUCUACCUGGAUAUGGAACUUCUGCUAUUGUAGCCAUGGAUAGAAGUAGUAGUUUACCCUCCGGGACAUCUAUCUCCUCUGGAUUGCUUCUCUCACAAGCCAAAUCUGUUGGAAAAGGUACAGAACGAAGUCUUGAAAGUGUGCUCCAAGCAAGCAAGCAGAAAGUUACUGCCAUUGAAAGCAUGCUUAGAGGUUUGGAAUUAUCCGACAAGCAUAAUUCAAGUCUCCGAUCAUCUAGUUUGGAUCUAGGAGUUGACCCUCCAUCAUCUCGUGAUCCUCCAUUUCCUCUUGCUGUUCCAGCAUCAAAUCAACUUACAAACACUUCGAUGGUAGAAUCAAAUGCUUCUAGUUUUGUUAAAGGGAGUAAUCGCAAUGGUGGCAUGGCUUUAUCUGACAUCAUCACUCAAAUUCAAGCUUCCAAGGAUCCGGGAAAAUUGUCAUAUCGAAGUAACAUGACAAGUGAGCCACUGUCAGCUUUUUCAUCAUACUCAGCUAAGAGAGUUUCUGAAAGACUACAAGAAAGAGGUUCCCUUGAAGACAACAGUGAAAUCAGAGAGGCUAGGCGAUAUAUGAACCAACAAAGUGAUAGGCAAUACUCUGACACGCCCUACAAGGAUGUGAAUUUUAGGGAUAAUAGUUACAUUCCCAAUUUCCAGAGGCCCCUUCUAAGAAAGAAUGUUGCUGGUCGGAUGUCUGCAGGAAGGAGGAGGAGUUUUGAUGAUAAUCAGUUUUCACUUGGAGACAUGUCAAGCUAUGAAGAUGGUCCAACAUCUCUUAAUGAUGCUCUUGGCGAGGGACUCAGUCCAAGUUCUGACUGGUCUGCUAGGGUUGCUGCCUUUAAUUAUCUCCGGUCAUUGUUGCAUCAAGGCCCAAAAGGUGUUCAAGAAAUUAUGCAGAGUUUUGAGAAAGUAAUGAAGUUGUUUUUCCAGCACUUGGAUGAUCCCCACCAUAAAGUUGCACAGGCAGCACUUUCAACACUUGCAGAUAUUAUUCCAUCUUGCCGAAAACCCUUUGAAAGUUAUAUGGAGAGGAUAUUGCCACAUGUUUUCUCACGGUUAAUUGAUCCAAAAGAGUUAGUUAGGCAACCUUGCUCAACAACUUUGGAAAUCGUCAGCAAAACUUAUGGCAUAGAUUCUCUUCUACCUGCUUUGCUUCGUUCACUAGAUGAGCAGCGAUCACCAAAGGCAAAAUUGGCUGUCAUCGAGUUUUCUAUUAGUUCAUUCAACAAGCAUGCAUUAAAUUCUGAAGGCUCCGGUAAUAGUGGCAUCCUAAAGUUAUGGCUUGCUAAAUUAACCCCCUUAGCCCAUGAUAAAAAUACAAAACUGAAGGAAGCUGCUAUUACGUGCAUUAUCUCAGUUUACUCACACUUUGAUUCAAUAGCUGUCCUUAACUUUAUUCUUAGUUUAUCAGUUGAAGAACAAAAUUCCCUGAGACGAGCCCUUAAGCAGUACACUCCUCGUAUAGAAGUGGACCUAAUGAAUUUUUUGCAGAGCAAGAAAGAACGCCAGCGUCCUAAAUCUUCUUAUGACCCAUCUGAUGUUGUUGGAACAUCUUCUGAAGAAGGAUACAUUGGAGCAUCAAAGAAAAAUCAUUUCUUGGGAAGAUAUUCUGCUGGCUCCAUUGACAGUGAUGGUGGCAGGAAAUGGAGUUCAGCACAAGAAUCAACCCUGAUUACAGAUUGUGUUGGCCAAGCAACUUCUGAUGAAGCUCAAGAGCACAUGUAUCAGAAUCUGGAGACUAAUUCUAACACUGAGGGUCUUAGUUCCAAAACCAAGGAUUUGACUUACAUGGUCAAUUCCAUGGGUGAAAACAUAGGAUCCUGGUCCAGCCGGCUGGACAAUGUGGACAGUAGUGUAAAUUUUGAGACUUCUACUCCGCGCCCGGACAUUAAUGGUUUGAUGAGCUCAGGUCACACGGGGAUCACAGAAGGCUUUGGCCAAGAUAAUGAAGCUCAACCUGAGUUGGACCAUAAUCAUUCAAAAGCAGUGAAGAUCAACUCUGCUACAGAAACAGGACCCAGCAUCCCUCAAAUUCUUCAUUUGAUUUGCAAUGGAAAUGAUGAAAAACCUACAGCAAGCAAGCGUGGUGCCCUUCAGCAAUUAAUUGAAGCUUCUGUGGCUGAUGAUCAAGCCAUUUGGACCAAGUACUUCAAUCAGAUUUUGACAGCCAUACUUGAGAUUUUGGAUGAUUCUGAUUCUUCAAUCCGGGAGCUUGCUCUUUCAUUGAUAGUUGAAAUGCUAAAAAAUCAGAAAGGCUCCAUGGAAGAUUCAGUUGAGAUCGUAAUUGAAAAAUUGCUUCAUGUUGCUAAGGACAUUGUUCCAAAGGUUUCAAAUGAAGCAGAACAUUGCUUGACUAUUGUGUUGUCUCAGUAUGAUCCAUUCAGAUGUUUAAGUGUUAUUAUCCCACUAUUGGUGACUGAAGAUGAGAAAACUCUGGUUACUUGCAUAAAUUGUUUGACAAAGCUUGUUGGCCGGCUCUCACAAGAGGAAGUCAUGGCACAAUUGCCUUCCUUUUUGCCUGCUCUUUUUGAUGCAUUUGGGAAUCAGAGUGCAGAUGUUCGUAAGACUGUUGUAUUCUGUCUAGUGGACAUCUAUAUCAUGCUUGGGAAAGCUUUUUUGCCAUACCUGGAGGGGCUUAACAGUACACAAUUGCGGUUGGUGACGAUUUAUGCUAAUCGAAUCUCACAAGCAAGGACAGGUGCCACAAUAGAUGCAAAUGUUGAUUAGCGGGGUUUCCAUGAAGGAAAUUGCGGGUUUUGGGUAUUGGUCAUGGUCAUGGUCAUUCAUUGUUGUGUAUUUUGUAUAUUGUGUGAGAUGUGCAUUUCAAGGGUGGGUUUUCUUUGUUUGUUAAAAUUUAUAAUUUGCCUUUUUGUUCAUCUUAGUUACCUGAUUUGGUUGGUUUUGAGGGAGACUGCUUGUGGUGGGGAACAAAUGUGUGAAAAUUGUACUAUUGUGCUCAUAUUGAAAUCAUAUUUUCAUAAAAAUAUAUCCCUACUAUGGGACAAAUGAAAUCUGGUUUUUGGAGAAA
Messenger RNA from Vitis riparia (riverbank grape), 4762 nucleotides. RefSeq names its product CLIP-associated protein. Bases 139 to 4461 code for a protein of 1440 amino acids. Gene Ontology annotation, biological process: microtubule cytoskeleton organization. The transcript has 21 exons. The record is from RefSeq and is a predicted model, not a curated record. NCBI's taxonomy places the organism in Eukaryota, Viridiplantae, Streptophyta, Magnoliopsida, Vitales, Vitaceae. Gene Ontology annotation, molecular function: microtubule binding. Gene Ontology annotation, cellular component: cytoplasmic microtubule.